Molecule: messenger RNA, 384 nt
Organism: Coniophora puteana RWD-64-598 SS2
Lineage: Eukaryota; Fungi; Basidiomycota; Agaricomycetes; Boletales; Coniophoraceae
Exons: 2
Coding region: 1-384 (127 amino acids)
Biological process (GO): maturation of SSU-rRNA
Cellular component (GO): preribosome, small subunit precursor
Molecular function (GO): RNA endonuclease activity
Source: RefSeq, a predicted model, not a curated record
AUGGCAGAGUCUUCGCAUCGCUGCAAAAAUCUCGUCCUCGACUCAGGGCCUCUGCUCUCGUUGUCGCCCCUGCGUGGUCUCGCCGAGGCUUAUCUGACCGUCCCACAAGUUUUGGACGAACUCAAGGACAAACGGGCACGGGAACAUUUUGAGCGACUGGGGCUCUCCGCCGGCGUCCGAGUGGAAGUGCGCAACCCCGAUGCUGCCUCUUUGGCUCAUGUGAUCCAGUUUGCAAAGAAAACCGGAGACUACUCCGUCCUCUCACACGCAGACAUAUGCGUACUUGCGCUCACCCAUUCGCUCCACGUCAGGGAGAAAGCGGCGUUAGAAGAGGCCAAGACCAAGGCAAGCUUGAUUCAUGGUGGUCAUGAGCUGCUCGCUUAG